This is a messenger RNA of Vitis vinifera (wine grape), 1444 nucleotides long. RefSeq names its product probable calcium-binding protein CML23. Lineage: Eukaryota; Viridiplantae; Streptophyta; Magnoliopsida; Vitales; Vitaceae. The transcript has a single exon. Bases 524 to 1138 code for a protein of 204 amino acids. Gene Ontology annotation, molecular function: calcium ion binding. The record is from RefSeq and is a predicted model, not a curated record.
UGCGGAGUCUACAUUGGUUGGAAAGCAAAAUAAAGGGUACGUGAAAACAAAGUGCCGGCACUUGUAAUUUACAAUUCGGCUGGCCUCCGCCCCGCAAGGCUCCAUCAGCACCAAGUUAAAGUCUUGACUACACGCCAAAUCCCGCUUGUGCGUGGAGGGAGGAGAGAGAGAGAGAGGGAGAGACUCGGAUUAUUUCAUUUGACUUCUAAGCUUCAAAUGAAGAUUAUCGCAAAAGGUUUCUACCUUUUGUGCCUGUGAAAAAACCCGGCUGAGAUUGAUUGAAUAUGGUUGAAGGGGGAAUGUCGUGUAUUUGUGUGUAGGGCACCAAUGGUCCUUGCAAUUAUUGCAAGGUGACAAAAGGCUUCCAAAGAGCCGUAACAAAUGUAAACCCCACAAUUUCUCUUCUCAUUCAAGUGUCCAAUUAUUUGUUCUAUUCUUCCAAUCUUGUUAAUAAUCGUUUCUUACCCCCAACCAUUUUUUCAGUCUGCCCACUGUUUCACCAUCAUUUCCUCUCUUUCACACCAUGUUGACUUGCUUCAAAUGGCCUGUUGCUGCUGCUAGAACCGUUCUUCAGCAAGUCAGGGUCUUGGACAAGUUCCAUCGAUGCAAGCGAAGACAGCAUAAGAGAUUGUUUUCGGGUUUUGAUUUGUUAACCUCGUCUUUCACUGCUAUGGAAGUAUCCAACCAGCUGAAACAAGUAUUCAGGCUCCUUGACACAAAUGGGGAUGGCAAAAUAUCCUCCUUCGAGCUCAGUGAAGUACUCCUGUGGCUAGGACAGGAGAAGUCCACAGCCGUCGAGGAAGCUGAAGGCAUGGUCAGAGAAGUGGACUGCAACGGGGAUGGGUUCAUCGACUUGGACGAGUUCAUGCGCGUCAUGAAUACUGACUUCACAGUUGGUAGCAGCAGCACCUGUGAUGAUGGUCUGAUGGAUGCUUUUCUGAUUUUCGAUUCUGACAAGAAUGGAGUGAUAUCCGCGGAAGAGUUGCAGCGUGUUCUAAUCAGCCUUGGAUGCGUUAAGUGCAGCCUCCAAGAGUGUAAACGUAUGAUUAAGGGAGUCGACAAAGAUGGCGAUGGGUUUGUUGAUUUUGAAGAAUUUAGAUCAAUGAUGACAGGAUGUGCUAGUACUAAAGCUAUAUGAGGCUGACCCUGGAUUUCGAUUAUUCAACAAGCUUUGUAGGGAAGAAGAAGAAGAAGAAGCAUUUAAGUACCAGAAGUUCUUCUUUGCUUCUUGGAGAUAAGUUUUCAUCAAGCUAGGCAAGGAAGCUAUGUGGGAUUCAUGCAGGAAGAAACUAGAAAGACUGAUUCUAGACAUUUUUUCCCCUUUCAAUUAGGUUUAGUUGAAUUGUUUUUUCAAUAAACUCAGUGCCUGCAAUGCUUCUGAUUUUGAAAUAUGUCACUAAAUCCCUUGAGAAGCAAUUAAGAAAAAUUUGUAAUGUUUUAAGAA